CUUGGAUCCAUUGGUGUCUGAAGAACUCGUCUCUAAAGCGGAAUUUCGUCAAAAAUAUCCAUUUAAAAGUUGUAAUGGAUGGCUAACUGAACUGUGUUGAAGUAAUAUUUCUGUGUAUCCAAGUGAAGUGUGACUUCUUUCUCAGGAAUGGAAAAUUCAGAGAUUGCAGAAGAUACAAUGGAGGAGGUACCAGACAUGAAAAUACCUGUAGCGUUUGAAUUCAAGCCAUCUAUUGUUGAAGAUAACAAAAUAGGUGUAUGGACAAAGACGCUUAUUAAGGAAGGUACACUCUAUGGACCGUAUGGAGGUGAAAAGAAGAAAAUACAAGAUCACUGUGAUCCAUACUAUUCUUGGGAGAUACGUGGACCAAAAGGCAGAAGGUUAUUCUGUAUAGAUGCAUCUGAUCCCAAGAAAUCUAAUUGGUUGAGAUAUAUCAAAGUAGCCCGUUACUAUGAAGAACAAAAUAUGGUAGCAAAUCAACAGAACAAACAGAUCUAUUAUAAAACAAUUAAAGACAUUAAACCAGAUGAAGAGCUGCUGUGUUGGUUCAAUAUUCUGUCUGAAACUCAAGCUGAUUCAGAUGCUUCAGAGAGUGGUGAAAACACCAAGAAAGAAAAAACACUGACGGCUGUUAAACCAAAUGUAGAAAUGAGGGCACCAAAGAAAGGCAGUAAACAAAGAAGUUGCAGUAUAUCACCUGGGAAGAAGAAAAAGAUGCGACAGAAAGAAGAGAGAAGUGCUGAUGAAGAUGGAAAAAUGGACAGUGACGAAAAGAUGGAUAAACAAGGUGAAGGAAUUAAAAGAAAGAACAAAAAUUCCAAAGAUUUAUCAACAGUGACAAGUAAAAAAUCUAAAACUGCUCAUCAUGAGAAAGACGGAAAUGAAGAAAAUGAUGAGGAAGAACUGCCUGUGUUGGAUAAAACAACUGAAGAAAUUGAACAAGACGAUGCUACAAAUGGCGAAGAUGGAAAUAUGCCAGUGUUAGAGAAGAUUUCAGCUGACUAUGAUGAGGGUAAUUCCCAGGAUGAAAUGAUGGCAUGCAAACCUUCUAGUGAAAAAUCUAUAGUUGAAGCUGAUAGCACCACUACAGAUGCUGAGGAAAAACGCAAGCAGAACAAAUCUGUUCAGCUAGUGGAUAAUACUGAUCCAGUUGUUGGUGACAGUGAUACAAAACCAAAGAAGACUUACCCCAAGGUGUUUCUACCUCGUCAACUUAAUGAUAAAGGCGAGCCAAUCAUCUAUACUUCUUUCAAGGAUUUUAAAUAUGAAUUAACUGCAAAUGACUUUAUCAAAGGUGAGGGGAAAAAGGCUAUGUACCAGUGCAAGCUUUGUCCGUGUAUUGUAGAAUAUCCACAAAAUUUGAAAAAGCAUUAUUUUAAACGUCAUAUUGAAAAGAAGUUUAAAAAGCUCACCCAAGUUGGCAAGUCUUUGAAAGCUAUUCAGCGCAGGGAGAAGAACAAAACCAGAGCUGUUAGUUCUGAUGCAGAGAUGAAGUCAGCUGAUGAUACAAAUGGAAAAACAAAUGCAGGAAAGGUGGAUAUGAAAGUGGAAGAUGAAGGAAGUGGGGAUGGAAUAAUGGAUGUUGGAGAGAAAGCAAAAAGUGAGACAGAAGUGAAAGAUUCUGUGAUUAGAGCAUCUGAUGAUAAAACAGGAUACCCUUGUAAAGUAUGUGGGAAGGUUUUAAAAUCACCUAAACGACUCAGUAAUCACAUGUCACUGCACCCUAAGCAAAGCAUUAUGGAAUGUACCAAGUGUAAUCGGCAGUUUCUUUGUAAGCAGGGCUUGGAGAGACAUCUGCUAACUCACACCGGUGAGAAACCACAUCGCUGUAAGUACUGUGGGAAGCGGUUCAGUACCACAACUAAUGUCAGAAGGCAUGAACGGUUGCAUUCUAGAGACAAAAAACACCCAUGUGAGAAAUGUCGCAUUAGCUUCAUCCAGGCAAGUGACUUGCAAAGACAUUUACAAAGCAACCAUGGAGAUGUUGAUGACUAUGCAGAUGAAGUACCUACUGAAGAAGAGCUUAAAUACGAUGGUGAAGAUGAGGAGGAAGCAACAGAUGAAAAGAGGGAUAAAUUAAUAAUCGAUGAACCUGAUGAUGAUGAACAUUCAUGUCCAUGGUGCAGGAAGACGUUUGAUAACCCUACUAGUCUGAAGCGACAUGCCAGCCAUGCACAUCGAGGAAUAUACAACAAACCUGAAAAAAAGAGAGUGAAAUAUACCAGACGAACUGUUAGUGAAGGAGAUGAGGAUGAUCCUGAAGGAUAUGUGGAGAUGACAGGUUUAUCUGACAGUAUAUCAGAAAAUCUUAGUAAAUACUUGGAUGGUAAGAUACAGAGCGCUCCAGAGAUCUCAGAUGCUUCUCAGGAAGGUAGUGAAAGCCUCAGGUCAAGACGAAUUAAAAUCACCAGACCAAAAGAUCAUAGUUUAGGAGGUGCCACUUCACAGGGUGGUUCACCGGCUGAUCAUGUAUCUAGAACUUUAAAAACAUCACAAGCUCCUUAUAGUACAGCUACAAGUCCUGAAAAAAGUAUUUUAGGUUCUGUUUUGACAUCCACUAACAAAAGCCGAUUCAUGCCAGCAAUUAAUGAUCAUGUACAACAUUUAGUAACUCCGAAAGAUGAAUCUCCUGCAAGGCAACUACCUCUUCCAACUCAAAAGAAAGGUGGAUUUAGGUCAGUAACCUCGCCACGGAAAGUUGUAAAAAAGAAUUUUGAAACUGUAGAUAUUAUGCAACCACCAAGUGCCCAUACCAGACCACCAUAUAUUGGGAGUUGUGGACCUAAGGAUUGUGGAAUUUUCCACAAGAAAUCUAACACUGUGAGUAAAUCGAGUGAAGAAAAAAUGCCAAAAUCUUCUGAAAAGCAACCAAAGAGUGUAAAAGAAUCUGAUUCAAGAACAUCCCCAAGUUCACCAAAAGCAAUAUCAAAUAUGAACAACCAAAGCAGCCCUGUGAAAGGGUCCAUUGAUCUAUCCUGCCAGAAGAGUCCAGUGUGUGAUGUGAAACCUGCGACCCCAACGAAGGCAGCAAACUAUGAAAGUACCAAUUAUUCCAAGAGACCUGCUUCUGAGUCUGAUGAUGAGGUAUUAGAUCUUAGUGUAAAGCGUCCCAGGAUGGAAGAAAAACCAUUAACCAAAGCAGUUACUAAAAAAACAGACAAAGACGUUUCCCCUUCUACAUCUGCUGAUCAACCUUUAGAUCUCACAUGUUUUUCAAAAUCCAAGACCUUUAUCCCACGUUCUACAAGCAUAUUUAAGGGAAACAUGUCAACAACAUUAACAAAACAUGGUCUGUCAAGUCAAGUUACAACUCUUUAUUCACGAUCAGAGGGUUUGUUAUCUCGUGUUGGUUUAUCACUGGCUAGUCAAAGUCAACAGUGGUCUAAAGAAACAUCAUCAUACAGUAGCUCAAAUCAAGAUAUGUCUGAGAAUUCCAUGAAAAGCCCUACAUCCCCAAGUACAUCUGAAGAUGUGGGAAGCAGCCCAGAAGACAUCACUGCAGAUAUUCUCUUAUCUAGUAGUACUAGAUCAUUUACUUGUAAUGUUUGUUCUACACCAUUCCAAUCAAUGAAAGAUCUUAGUCAGCAUGUUAAAGUUCACAGCGAUGAAUGGAAGUUCAAAUGCGAGUUUUGUAUUCAGCUCUUUAAAGACUCCAACAUUCUGGUUGAGCACAGAUCUAAGAAACACAGAGUUGGCAAAACCUAUGCAUGCUCUGCUUGUAACCGAGAAUUUGGAUAUUUAUCCAACCUAGAGCAACAUCAGGUUGAUGUACAUCCUAACAUCAGAUGCACUUACACAGAGCUUGGGUCUGGAAUACUCAGAAGACACAAUUUUACUGAUCCUUCAAAGUCAACUCCACCUGUAGAAAGCUCACAUCACAUAGGAACAUCCGAACAAAACAGAAUUAGUCAGUUGAUUGAGCAAGCUAAAAGUCAAACUGCACUAAAAUUCUCUCCCAGGAAGGUUGGGAACAGCCUCUCUAAGGAAGCCUCCCCAAGAAAAAUAGUCAAUCCUCAGAGAAAUCAUCCAUUCUUGGGAUUACGUCCCGGUAUUGAUUUGCUUGGUACAGCCACAGUGGAAGAUGCCCAGCAAUACGUGCAGUCUAUGCCAACUAACCAGUGUACCAAGUGUGGAAAGCAAUUCAAUGAUGUUACAGCUUUCCACAAACACAUCUUCUUGUGUGCCGUGAGGAUACAAGAAAAGAAAAAGAAAAGAAAGAAAGGUGGUAGAAAGGGACGGCCACCAAAGACCAGUAAUGAAGAGUUGAUAAAAAGGUAUAUAGCUGCUGGAAUGACUGCUUCAAACAAAUUGAAACGCAGAGCAUUACACCUACAACAGCAGUACAGAACCAAACCACAGCAAAAAUUUUAUAACCCAUUAAAUCAUACCAGACGGAGAGAGAAGUCGGAUGUGUUGGAUACUUACAAAUGCCAGGCUUGUGAAAGGGAGUUCAGUAACAUCACUAAGCUAGAGAGGCACAUGAAAGUAUGCCCUAACCGGGAUCAGCUUAGGAAAGCCACACUGCAGAAGACACUUGAGAGGAUUGGAGAAGGCUAUGAUGAACAGAGUAAACAGUUAUUGCAGCAGCAUAGAUGUCCUCAUUGUACAAGGCAAUUCACAUAUCUUCUAAGUCUGAAGAAACAUGCUGAAAUCUGUACCAUGAAAAAGGAUGGUUCUCCCAUGAAAAAGCUCAAAGAUCUAGGUCAAGUAUUUGGGAAUAUGUCUGCAGAUGGAACAGUACCAGUAAGGAAGAAACGAGUGAAGACUGGUGGUAGAAAGAAAAAGAGUGAAACUGAGAUUGCCGCACAGCAGGUCCUAGAAGGUAAACCAAAGAAAAGACAUUGGAGAAGGAGGAAGAAUAUUGAAGGUGACAAGAAGAUUAAAUCAACUAGUACUGUAACAAGUAUUAGUGAGAACAAACUUGUGAUUGUUGUUAAAACAGGGGGAAAAAUGGGCCACUCUGUCAGGAGUGUGCACACACAGGAUGUCUCAAACAUAGCAAAAAUACCAAAACUUCAGAAUGAAUCCACCAAUGUCAAAACUGAAAAUACAUUAUCAGAUAAUGCAGUCAAGGACAAGUUGUCAGUGGUUGUUAAAGAGGAGAAUGCUGUGGUUAGUCUCGGUGGAAAGGUAACUUAUGCUGUGGAAACAGCCGGAGAGACCUCAGUUGUUCCCUCAAGUGAAAGAGAUGCUGUCCACAUAAUACAACAAACUUCAUAUAUUAAUGAAGAUAAAGUGUUGCCUGUUGAUAAAACCAGAAAAAAAGUAGGACAUAGUGACAAAGGCAUUGUUCCAAAAAUGUCACCUGUUGCUAAAACUGGAGACAAAAUAGGACAUAGUGACAAAGGCAUUGUUUCAAAAAUGUCACCUGUUGCUAAAACUGGAGACAAAAUAGGACAUAGUGACAAAGGCAUUGUUUCAAAAAUGUUAACUGUUGCUAAAACUGGAGACAAAAUAGGACAUAGUGACAAAGGCAUUGUUUCAAAAAUGUUAACUGUUGCUAAAACUGGAGACAAAAUAGGACAUAGUGACAAAGGCAUUGUUUCAAAAAUGUUAACUGUUGCUAAAACUGGAGACAAAAUAGGACAUAGUGACAAAGGCAUUGUUCCAAAAAUGUCACCUGUUGCUAAAACUGGAGACAAAAUAGGACAUAGUGACAAAGGCAUUGUUCCAAAAAUGUCACCUGUUGCUAAAACUGGAGACAAAAUAGGACAUAGUGACAAAGGCAUUGUUUCAAAAAUGUCACCUGUUGCUAAAACUGGAGACAAAAUAGGACAUAGUGACAAAGGCAUUCUUUCAAAAAUGUCAACUGUUGCUAAAACUGGAGACAAAAUAGGACAUAGUGACAAAGGCAUUGUUCCAAAAAUGUCACCUGUUGCUAAAACUGGAGACAAAAUAGGACAUAGUGACAAAGGCAUUGUUUCAAAAAUGUCACCUGUUGCUAAAACUGGAGACAAAAUAGGACAUAGUGACAAAGGCAUUCUUUCAAAAAUGUCAACUGUUGCUAAAACUGGAGACAAAAUAGGACAUAGUGACAAAGGCAUUGUUCCAAAAAUGUCACCUGUUGCUAAAACUGGAGACAAAAUAGGACAUAGUGACAAAGGCAUUGUUUCAAAAAUGUCACCUGUUGCUAAAACUGGAGACAAAAUAGGACAUAGUGACAAAGGCAUUGUUUCAAAAAUGUCACCUGUUGCUAAAACUGGAGACAAAAUAGGACAUAGUGACAAAGGCAUUGUUUCAAAAAUGUCACCUGUUGCUAAAACUGGAGACAAAAUAGGACAUAGUGACAAAGGCAUUCUUUCAAAAAUUUUACUAGAUGCUAAAACUGAUAAAAGCGGAAAAAGUGUUGAAGAUAUUACAAAAUUGUCAACUAUUGCUAAAUCUGAAGUAAAAAUAUCUGACAUUGAAAAAAGCUUUGUACCAAAUGAGUCACAUAUAAUUGGGGAGAAACUAGGACUUGGUCUCAAAAUUGCUGUUUCCAAGACGGGAGAAAAAGUAAUAAGACACAGUAUUGUGAAUAUACCCAAAGUGUCACCUGUGGCAAAAAGUAUGGAAAAGGUUCCAAUCGUUUCACAAAUUGUAAAAAAACUUGCGCCAGCUGCCAAGAGUGAAAAUAAUCCCGAAAGAGUUGUCAAACCUGCAGAAAUAAUCCCUUUAAAAACAUCAACAUCUACAGACAUCUAUAAACCUGUUUCACAUACAGAAAAAUUAACUGUUAAACAAACAAAUAAUACACGUGUUGCUCCAAAUGUUGUGUCGUUAGGUAUUGACGAAACAAUUGAUCCCAGCAAUGAAAAAGCAAUACAAAGUAUACUGGAAACAAAAUUGAGGGAAACGAAAGAAGAUACUGGAAAGUCAUCAACAUGUGCUAUUAAAAGUGGAGAAGCAAUAAAUGAAGAAGAAGAGAAUGAGACAUCAUCUGUUGAUAGCGAUGAGUUGCCUUUGUCAAAACUGAUAGCAUCAUCAGCAUCCAAAGUAAAAGCUGAUCAGGUGGAUAUGAAAAAAGAUUGA
Saccoglossus kowalevskii is the source of this 7011-nucleotide messenger RNA. RefSeq lists its product as uncharacterized. The record is from RefSeq and is a predicted model, not a curated record. Gene Ontology annotation, cellular component: nucleus. Lineage: Eukaryota; Metazoa; Hemichordata; Enteropneusta; Harrimaniidae. Gene Ontology annotation, molecular function: protein binding; histone methyltransferase activity. Gene Ontology annotation, biological process: regulation of gene expression.